Molecule: messenger RNA, 2378 nt
Organism: Erpetoichthys calabaricus (reedfish)
Lineage: Eukaryota; Metazoa; Chordata; Cladistia; Polypteriformes; Polypteridae
Gene: nkpd1
Product: NTPase, KAP family P-loop domain containing 1
Exons: 5
Coding region: 150-2234 (694 amino acids)
Source: RefSeq, a predicted model, not a curated record
AUCAGCGGUGGCAACAGCAGACACACUCCGCACUUCUUACUCUCGUCACUCGUCACCCUGGAAUAUGAAAAACGUGAGUCCCCAAAGUUACCUGUGCAGGUGAAGAAGUGCCCCUCACAUCUGAGCUGUGACCAAACCUGCCAGUCAGGAUGCCCCACGCAGAUGAUGACGUCUACGCCUAUGGCCUGUCUAUGGCCCUUACCAAGGUGGUGGCCCCGGCCACUGUGGGCCUCUACUCAUCGUGCCGAAGUCGCAUCGCUGUGAUCCUCAAACACCUGGAGAGCCACAUGAAUAAAGAAAGCGAGAGGCUGAAGAAGAAGCACGGUGCCCGGCCAGCCACCCUCUGCUCCUCGCUGGCUGUCAUCGUCACCACCAUGCUGUUCUGCAGGCCACACUACUCUGAGAUACACAGGAAGAGGAAGGAUGUGCGCUUCGUGUUUAUCCGCUUCAACGCCUGGCAUUUUGCGGGCAGCGAUAAGUUAUGGGCCGGCCUUGUGAUGAGGCUCUGUGAGGACCUCCAGGACCACUUUGGGAGUUUUCUGCUGAGCGUCUUUCGAGCCUGCCAAGACACAAGGCCGAGCGCCAGGUGGACUAAGGCCACUGGAGAUUGGACCCCCAAAAUGUUCCUGUGCCUGCCCUUGUGGCUCGUCGCCAUCCUGCUCAUCCUGGUGAUCGCAGGACUGCUGACCCUGUUCUUUCUGGCUGGCAUGCCAAGUGGCAAGACGGGCGACCAAGGAGUCUCGACAUUCGAAGGCCUGGUCAUCGCCACGCUAGGGCUGCCGGCCAUCGGAGUCAUUCGCUUCACGGUGAUGGUGGGCAAGAACCUCAUGAUGAGCCAGGACUACACCAUCCGUCGGAAAAUGGACAAAAGUCAGAUGAGCGAGCAGCUGGGCUUCAUGAGCGACGUCAAAAAGGAAAUCGACACCCUGGUGCACUUCAUCCACUUCAUGGAAGUGUACGAGAAGCGAAGAAUCCGCGUCGUGCUGGAGAUCACGGACCUGGACAGGUGUCCGCCCACGAAGGUCACCGGAGUCCUGGACGCCAUCCACAUCCUCCUUUCAGGGGAGCACAUCCCCUUCAUUUCAAUCUUGGCGCUGGACCCCCGGGUGAUCGCCCACAUGGUGGAAGGCUUUGGCUUUCAAGAAGAUAAUGGCUAUGAGUUUCUUGACCGGAUUGUCACCCUACCGUUCACUGUGCCCAAGAUGCCAGGGGGCACGAAGCUGCAGGUUUUACGAAAUAUCCUGGAAGGACAAUCGGAGCUCUUUGAUGAGGAUGAGGAGGAGGAGGAAGAAGCCAGUGCAUCCAUCGUGACAGACAAAAUCUCCACGGAUUCCUCCUAUCAUCUGAUAAACAUCCAAGUUGGCAGGGGCGAUGACGCAGCUCUUCGGAAAAGAGGCAAAAAUCUCACGGCGGAGGCUCUGCGAUUCCUCACGGGCAGCGGCAGGCUGCACAGGUUCGUGACGGACAACACCCUCCACAUGAGGAGAAUUGUCAACUCCAUCCGAGUCUCCGUAAGGAUCAUGGAGAGGCGGUGCCAGCAGCUGCCCUCAGCCGAGAGCCUCGUCUCAUGGGUUCUCCUUGCCAACUACUGGCCAUGCCGACUAAGUUGGAUCCUUCAGCGCGUCGAGGACGCCGAGCAGAGAGCCAACACCGACAAUCCCGAAAAGAAAUUAUGGGACGUCUUCCAGGAAUCCCGACUUGAGCUGCACAUGAUGAAGGGCCGAGUGGGCAGCCUGCUGGCGCUGGACGGUGACCCGGAGCUCUUUGAACAGUUCCUGAGCCGGGAGUUUCCCUUCACCAUCCAGCAGGCCAAGGAGCUUCUGAGACACACAGUGAACCUCAACCGGGCGCUGAAAGCUGAGCUGGCAACGAGCCUUGGCAGCCGGGCACUGGCAGACGCCACCAAGAUGCUUGUCCCGCUCCCGUGUGGGAUGCUUUUAAAAAUGGAUGUCGAGGAGAUCUGCCGUCAGAUCGAUAAGCUUGGAUUUGCUGAGGACAACGCAGACAAAUACAAGGAGGCCAUCAAACAGAACCAAAUGGACGGCCAGGUGCUCUUCUACAGCAGCAAUGAGGAGAUCAAAAGUGCCCUGCAAAUGCCCAUGGGAGACUGGACCAAGUUCAGCAUUCGCUUCCUGAGACGGAAACCCAUGGAGAUGCCAACGUGGCCGGCCACUUCAGUUAAGGACACCCGGUGUGCCUCCGCGUCCUCCAUUGGUAACCUGAAGGACAUCUGAAGAUGGAUGACAUCCAAGGAGCCCACGCCAGCCUGUCUCAGGGUGGGACACUGGUGAGCCCUGAAGACUCCCAGCUUAGUGUGCAGCCCACUGUCCACAUCCUGAUGACGUGUCUGUUAGACUUCAUAAGGGGCACAUGCCAAG